Pelagomonas calceolata is the source of this 2392-nucleotide messenger RNA. The record is from the annotation of a GenBank genome assembly. Lineage: Eukaryota; Pelagophyceae; Pelagomonadales; Pelagomonadaceae.
CCAAGGUAGGACUUGUAUCAGCAAGGGCACAAUGGAGUCCCCUCGAGGAACCAAGCCCGGCUCGGAAGUAGACUUGUCGAGUUUCAACACGCGCGACGCCGCGCAGCGCCACUGCGCCACGCCCGCGGGUUUCCGCGUUCCCCGCACCGGCCGCACCAUUGCAGGCACCACCAAACAUGGUCCCGCGCUCCAAAAAGAUGGGGACGGCCUCGCAAGUCGCAACGGAAUUCGUCGCGCCGACCCCGAGCUCCGUCAAUAACACCUCCAAGACCACGCGGAAGGAGACCACGUCGCCCGAAACUACUUAUUGCCAGUACCUGGGCAGUCUCGUCACCAAGCUCGAUCGCGUGGCGCGCAUUCCGAAACUGCUCAUCGAUAGCGCCAAAUCAAUGAGCGAUGUAAUGCUCAAGCCUGGGCCUCGUCAAAAAGUCUUAAUAAUUAGAACAAUAGCUGGCUUCAUCUCAAUGGUUCCACACCUCCUAUGGAUGAGUUUUUUGUUCGCUAGCGUCAUGUACUUUGGUGUGCCAUGGUUGUGGUUGCUGUACUUCGUUGUAGCACAUCACUCGAUAGUAUUUCUAAACAUGCUUAUGUUUCCGCUGCGUCGCUCCAAGCAGCACGCAGAAAAAAUUUUGAUUGUGGGUGGCGGACUCUCUGGCAUCAGAUGUGCGGUGGAAUUACUAGCGAAUGGAUACACGCCAACAAUCGUAGAAAAGACAUCUGCCUACGGCGGCACGUGGAAUGCAAACGAUUAUCCUGGGUGUAAGAGUGACGUUGCAACAUCAUCUUACUUGUUUUCAAAAUGGUUUGUUCAUUUUCGCUUGCGUUGUUGCGCACACAGCUACAGCCUGCGUAGCACUUCAAGAUGGUACGCUCAGGCAUUUGCCAGAUAUGCCGGUCUGGAAAGGCUAACGCGCUUCAACUGCGAAGUACAAAAACUUACUCAGCAGACAGCCGGAGGGUACGACGUUUUGUUGAAAAGUACAUCGUCUGCUUGUGGUUAUCAUGAACAUUACGACUAUGUUAUAUUUGCGAUGGGACCACUCACCAUCCCGAAGAUGAUUAGCUCCGAAUCCCAGCACGUUAUUCACGCAUCGGCGAUGACCGAGGCCCAUAGCCGAUCUCUGAAAGGUAAAAAUGUGUUUAUCGUUGGAGCGGCAUGUUCGGGGACACAGAUGGUUGGUCCCCUCAUGAAACAAUUUGGCGCCAGAUCUGUGACGUUGUGUGCACCCCGGGGCCAGUGGUUUGGGCCCGGUACGUCCAUAGAGAACCCCGUCAAGCCUCUUUUGGACUUUCUCAUGCAAUUUUUGCCCCUGGGCUCGAUCAUACUACGCGCAUGGAGCAAAAAAAAUGGCGCAAAUUUUGCUGAGAGUAUGCAAACUGGCACUGGCCUUGAAAUUCUGUCAAAAUACACGAGAGCUUGCUACCAAAUGACAGGUCUCGAUUCAUUGAUUCCGACACACUCCGUGCAAGGCACCCGUACAAUAAUGGAUUAUGACUUCUUCAACACGGUAUAUCAUAAUCCAGCAUCUGUGAAAUAUGUAAAAGGUCGAGUUGCGAGCGUGAAGGAAGGCAAAAAUGGUGCUACCGUAGAAAUCAAUGGCCAGUCACAUUUCUAUGAUUUUGUCAUUAUGGCUACAGGGUUUGACACAGACCUUUCUCCCCGCUUCGCCUCCAUGGGUCUGGAGGUCGAUAUUUACAAGAACUUCUUUGGUAUUUGCAUUAAGAAUUUGCCGGAUUGUUUUUUCCUAGUCGGACCGAACACCGGCAGCAAAGCACAAUCAAUCACGCUCGCCAUGGAAAUACAAUCGCGUGCCAUAGUAAAGUUACUGAACAAGCAGGCCUCUAUUCCGGACGCUUGGUACGACGAAUUCUCAAAGUGGAUUGUAGAAAAGAGUCCAAUAGAAUUGACUGCAUGCAAAUCAUGGUACACAAAUGGCACCGGUCGGAACUUUUCUUUAUUUCCAGGAAGUUACCAAGAGUACGAACAGAGACUGGAUGCGUACCUUUCUCGUAUCUAGCGACAGGAGCUUUUUCUCGAAUACGCAUGCGGCAGAGCGUAAAGUCCAAGUUCCCAUCAUUACUCGAAGUAUCUUACAAACAGCUAACAUAUGAGUAGUAGUGAGUGAGUAAAUCAAAAAGCGGUGACAAUCACUCAAUCGACCAUGCAUGUACUGGGCCACAUCGUAGCUACAUCUGUAGAAUUGUCAACACAGAGCAUCACGCUGUAAUCCGGGCCAGCUCCGAGCAGGCUAAUCAUGAGUGCGCCACCAUUGCUAAAAAUAAGUUAUGCUCGGUGACGUCCGGCGGCAGCGGCCCAGCCUUGCGACUGGUGUUUUUCCGAAGCUUGCUACUAGGUAAUCGUAGGUAAUCAUACUAAGAAGACUUUGCCCAC